Paramisgurnus dabryanus is the source of this 8878-nucleotide messenger RNA. Its product is annotated as kinesin-like protein KIFC3. Lineage: Eukaryota; Metazoa; Chordata; Actinopteri; Cypriniformes; Cobitidae. The record is from RefSeq and is a predicted model, not a curated record. Gene Ontology annotation, molecular function: ATP binding; microtubule binding; microtubule motor activity. Gene Ontology annotation, cellular component: microtubule cytoskeleton. Gene Ontology annotation, biological process: microtubule-based movement.
UGUGUUGAUAAACACUGGCCACAUGCUCACCACGAACUUUCACAUUUUAUUUCCGAAGAGAAAGACUUGUUUUUACAGUGUCUUAAUUUAAUAGCUUAAUGUUUUUUUUAAUCUGUUGCUUCGAUGUUUCUGCAAUUGCACGAUGAGAAAUAAAAGCUUACACGUAAGGUGUUCGUAGGGUCCUGAUGGAUUUUAUACAAGCAUUAACCACAGUUGUUACAAAUAUCAUUUUGUCUGUCUCAGCAUUGCAUUCUGCUUAUCAGCUAUUCAAGAACCACAGAGCAUCAUCAAUAGGCUUCCUCCUGAUAGGCUGCUCCUCUGUUCUCUCAGUUCUGUCUCCUACUUUCCCACCAAUCAUCUCAAUCCAGAAGGAUCUAGAAUGGGCAGGUGAAACAUUUGGACCAGCGCUCUCUACAUUUGACUUCCUAUGGCUUAGCGAGGACCGCCUCACCGCCCAGAUCUUCCUAAUUGGCUCCACCCUUCUCCUAAUGCUCUCUGAUUGGUUUACGGCAGACGGAUUGAUCAUUAUGUCAUGCUGCCUGGCCUUCUCCUCCCUGUCGUGUUCACUCACUGUGUGUGCGUUUGCUGAAAAUGCAACGGGAGCGGUGGGAAGUGUAGCCCUUAGUGUGUCUUUAUUUAUUUCCUCAAGGAGUCGAUAUGGCUCUGUGGGUUCCCUCGUGUCUCCUGAGGUACGCCUCCUCGACUGCGCCCUUAAAAUAAUCACGGCAUUAGGAUGCUGGACCACUCGGAAGGCCCUUAAUAAAUACCUGCUUGAUUUAAAAGAUUGGGACUGAACUAUGUCAGUUUCAGAGUGGAAUUGAUCAACUUGAUGUAAGCAUCUGAUGUGUUUCUGAAGACAACAGAGAACCACAGACUGUUUAAUCUGCUGCUUAGCAGGCAUGAGUUAUGCACUGUGUGGCUUUUGCAUGUAAAUGCCUGCUUUUGGCUUCUUUGUGUUAAAGGGCACCUAUUAUGCCCAUUUUUACAAUAUGUAUUAUAAGUCUCAGGUGUGCCUAGAAUGUGUCUGUGAAGUUUCAACUCAAAAUAGUGCACAGAUUAUUUGUUAUAGCAUGUCCAAAAUACCCUUAAAGUGCUCUUUCGCGUGUGUACCUUUAAAUGCAAAUGAGCUACUGGUUUAACUCCCUUACCAACAGACAGUGAGCGCUUUCAGUUCAAAUAGAUCCGAUUAAUACAGUCUGAGAUAAUAGUACCUUUAGCCACAUUAGUGCUAACAACACAUUUAAAUAAGCUUUUGGGUAAAAUUAACCAGUCAAGUCAUUCGCAGUGGGCGGGGAUUUGUUAGUGUGACAUCACAUUAACAAGAGAAUCAAAACGGCAUGUCUAAUGAGACUGCUUUGGUUUAAUAGGGAUUAAAAAAAGAAUUAAAGGGUGGAUUUUUUUGUAGGGUUGUUGUGUUUACACACUGCCAACACACAUUUAUGUCCAAACACCUUGUAAAAGUGAAAUUUGUGUAAUAUGUGCCUUUUAAUAUAAUGAUUAACUUUCCUAAUAGUUUAUUAUAGACCUAACUUAGGUCAUCAAGGGCCACCUUCAUACAGUUUUGGUCCAACCCUAAUCAUGCACAUUAGGCUUACCCUCUAAUUUUAGGGAUAAGUUACAGUGGUUACAGUAGGUUUGACAUGAUGAUAGGGUAUUUUCACAGAAAUGUUUUACCAGGGUCAACUAUGUCCACCCAAAAUCAACUUUCACUUGGUAAAGUGAGUUACAUGGAGUUUGUUAAGAACUUUAAUUAUAUAACAAUAGUUUUAUUAUAACGUAUACCUUUGUUAAAUCCUUGUUUAAUGAAAAACGUUCAGCAUCAACAACAAUGUACUUUUUGUCAGCAAAGAAUGGGCCUCUGUCUAAGCAUACAUACUGUUGUCUAUUGUCCAGGGCACACAUUCAGUAUGUUACACGAAAGCACAACAAUGUAUACAUUGUAUACAUGUAAUGUUUAUACCAGACUGAUCUCAUGGAAAGUUGUGUAGUCACUGAAAAUUGUAUUAAUUUAUUCAUGUCCAUAGCACGAAAUCACCUUUUUUUCGUGCCUUGAGCACAGAUGUCUUUUUUGUGUCACUCACACGUAUUUCUAUUAAUUGUUUUUCGUGUCAGUUGCAUGACUUUAGUUUCAUUUUAUGAAUAGUUUUCCCCUAGUUUUUUUUUCCUAUUGUCUUACCAUUGUUGUUUGGGGUUGGGGUUAGAAGAAUCACUCUAGGCGAAAAUAGUUUUAAAAGCGGGAGAAAAACAUGCAGAAACGAUUACAUAAAAUAACAUCCUAACCCAAACCCCAAAUCUAAUCCCAAGGGACAAUGAUUUACAAGUAAAAAAAAGAGAAAACAAUACAUAAAAUCACACGAAUAAAGUCGUGCCACGGACACAAAAAACCAUUUAUAGAAAUUCAUGCAGGUGACACAAAAAGACAUUUGUGCUCAAGGCACAAAAAAAAAGAAUUUAAUGCCAUGGACACAAAUAAAUAAAUACACAUUUUCGUGACUAUAACACGACUUUCUGUGAGAUCAUGUUGGUUUAUACUGUAUGUUGUCAUCAUUUUAUUGUUUAUUUUAUUUUAUUGGAGGUUUUUAUAAAUACAUUAAUAAUGUGUCAAAUAACAUUUAAUAAAACCAUUUUUUCAAAACAAUUAAAUCAAAAAUUCUGUGGGGAAAUGUAUUUAAAAAAGUGCUUUGAGUCUGUAAAGUAACCUUAAAGGGAUAGUUUACCUCCCAAUAUUUUUUGUCAUCAUUUACUCGCCCUCAAGUCGUUACAAAGCUGUAAAUAUUGAUUUGGUAUGCUUAACACAAAAGAAGAUUUUUGAUCAAUGUUUGAAGCCAAGUCGAUUUUGUGCACCAUUAACUUUGACAGUACAUUUACAAUGGAAGUCAAUGGUGCUUCUAUUUCCUGAUUAAUAACAAAUAUCUUUCUCUUUAUUCGGCAAAACAGAAAUUUAUACAGGUUUGUAAUAACUUAAGGGUAAAUUACAGAAGUUUGAUUUUGGGGUGAACUAUCAUUUAAAUCUGUAUAAAGAUGCUUUAUACAAUAAGAUAAAUGGUUAACAGCCAAGUUGUCUAGGCAUGGCAAUAUUUUUAUAUUGAUCAUCCAUGAUAAUAUAAAAUGGCUUGACAGUGUUUAAAACAUAAUAUCAAUAUCAAGCCCUGUUAUUAUGUCCGUAAUGUAACAACACGGUAAAUCCUUUUCAGAACACAACAUCAAAACUCAGGUUGUUAAGUUUAAGUGAAAAAAAUCUAGUUAAUAUUACCUUGCACUGUACCUUGCUUUACUAAUGAAAGCAUAAAUGCUUAUGUUCCAUCUCACUCAGUCUACAUCAUCACCAUGGCAACCCAUUUUGUGGUUGUCACUUUGAAUAUAGCAUUAUCACAGCAGAUUUUUUUCUUUGGUUUGUCGAUCACCUGAUGUGUUUCUCCCUCUGUCAUCAAUCUCCAUUAGCUUUCCUCCACUACUGCAAUGCAUGGUCCUUCUGCGCGGACUGAGCAUGCUCAAAGACUGGUGAGGAGAGAGAGGAAGGGGGGGAGAGAGAUGGAUAUUAAGAGGAGGUAAAGAAGGAGGGGAAAUAGAGAGCAAGGGAAACCAAGAAUAGCAGGUAGGCAGAAUAAAGCAUAGCUCUGAUGCACUACAUACAGAAAGAUCAUCACGAUGUGCUUCGGAGAAUUAUAGCUAAGGAAUGAGGAGAGGAUGCAGUGACUGCAGUCCUAAAAGAGCAACCUCAGCAGUUGUGUGAAAAGCGGAGGCAUGCCGUAAAUUUUCUGGAUCUUUGCUGUAAAAUCUGCAUCUCAGGAAAAAUGUAUGCCUUUUAUUCUCUGCUGGUGUACAUCUUCUACACUGUCUUCAAAAAGGAGGAGGAGGCAGAACUGGAAGGGGCCUGCGGAGGGUCUCCAGAGGAGCCUGGCCAUGUUUCCAUGGAAACAGAGAGCAAGGGGAAGGGUAGCCACUCCCCCAUAUUGAAGAAAAGGGGGUGUGCAGGAUUGAGUGAUUCAAGCAGCAGCAGUGAUAGUGAUGGGGCGUCUCUCAGUGAUGAAGAUGAUGAUUUUGAUGAAGGUCACGGGAUACCUGCCAAAACACCUUUAACAGCCUUUCUGUCUUUCAAGCAUGAGGCAGAUAAAAAAAGAACCACUAAUGCCCAGACAGAACCAAGUGAAAAGGUGCCAGAGUCUCCACUGCUGUCGGUGAUGUCACACUUGUUGAGUUUCCUGGAGCAGUAUUCCCACCUGCAACAGCUGCAGCAGCAGGCUGAUCAGUACCGCCUGCAGCUGCGCAGACACCGCGCCCAGCAACGCAAAAAAAUGAAGGCCCUGCGUGCAACCUACCGCCAACGGCUCAGGGACAAAAACAGCGUCAUAAACAGCCUGGAGGACGUGAUUGCUCAGCAACAGACUACGUCGCCAGAAAAUGAAGCGUCUCCUGCAGGGCUGCAUAAGUUGGUGCAGUCUCUGUGCGGGUUGCAGGGAGAGAGGAGUCAGCUCAGAGGAGAACUGCGAACGCUUCAUUCCCAGCUUGAGCAGAGAGAGAGAGAUCGGCACACUAAAGUACAGGCUUUCCAACAGCAGAUUGAUGAGCUGAAGACCUGCAUUGAGGAAAGAGAAGAGGAGCUGUCCAAACUUAGAGUAACAUCGGGAGUAACAGACUCAGAAAAGCGAGUGCUUUGUUUGUCAGUGGAGAAUGAGAGUUUGAAACACAGUCUUUCAGUGACACAGGGUCUCUUACAGCAGCUGUCAGUCAUCCCAUCUCAGUCAAGUUCUGUUCUUAUAAAGGAAAAUGAGAACCUGCGCAGUCGUGUUCUGCAGCUGGAGAGUUGUUUGCAGCAGCGGGCGGAGCAGCUGUCUCGUGUGGAGCACCAGAGGGAGCAGAGCGAGUGGAGGAGAGCCGAGGAGCUGAAGAGAAGAGAGGACAGCGUCAGAGAGCUACAGCUGGAACUUGACAAAGAACGCAACAAGGCCCCUGUGGUUAAAUACGUUACUCAGACUGUGGAGGUGGAAUCGCCUUCAACCCUACGACAACUAGCUGAAGCUAGACACCAGAAUGAAGAGCUAUCUGAGAAGCUGACCAAUCAGAGAGAAAGAUGCCGACAGCUGGAGGAAAACAUCAGGCACUCAGAUGAAGUCAGCUGCAAUUUGCAACACAAGAUUGCAGCAUAUGAAAGGGAGAUUGGUACUCUAAGGGAAGAGCUGUUGAAGGAGAUUGUGCAUCUUGAAGAAAAGAAAGAGGCAGCUGUGAAAGCAGCAGCUAACUGCUCAGAGGAACAUCUCCAGAGCCUACAGGACCAGUUCACAACUCUCCAGAGGCGUUUAAGUGCUCUACCUCCAACCUUACGCUCCAUGAAGACGGACUACGCCAGUCUGCGUAGUCAGGUCCGCAACUUUUCCGACUUCUAUGGAUCAGCUAUCAAAGAAGCCAAGAAACAGAUUACGGCAGCUAUAAAUGAAAUGUCAGAGGCCAAUAAAGACCUUCUGGAAAAAUACAGAAAAGAGGUGGCACUCCGCAGGAAGUACCACGAGCAGUUGGUUGAACUUAAAGGUAAUAUCCGUGUGCUGUGCCGUGUGAAGCCAGUACUUAAGGAAGAUCAACAUGACGAAGGCCAAGCAGUGGUUGUGACAACAGACCCCCAUAAUGAAUCUGCCCUCACAGUUUUAAGCAAAGGAAAAGACAAAAACUUUGAGCUGGAUAAAGUAUUUCACCCUCAGGCAACUCAAGAAGAAGUGUUCCAGGAAAUUGAGCCGCUUAUCACAUCUUGUAUCGAUGGAUAUCACGUCUGCAUAUUCGCUUAUGGCCAGACAGGAUCUGGCAAAACCUACACAAUGGAGGGUACCCUUGAGAACCCCGGCAUCAACCAGCGAGCCCUAAAACACCUUUUCAAUGAGAUUGAGGAAAGAAAAGACAUGUGGACAUACAAUGUCAGUGUCAGUUCAGUGGAAAUAUACAACGAGGUCUUGAGAGAUCUGCUUAGUAAAGAUGGAGAGAAGCUGGACAUCAAGAUUAACCCUGAUGGGACAGGUCAACUACAUGUGCCAGGACUCAGGGUCAUGGAGGUCAAAAGUUUCCAGCAUAUCAAGAAAAUUUUGGCCAUAGCUCGAAAAAACCGAAUUACAUUUGGCACGCAGAUGAACCAGCACAGCUCUCGUUCACAUGCCUUGCUUACUGUUACUGUGCUGGGCACAGACCUCGCCAAUGGAGCCAAAACCACCGGUAAGCUGAAUCUUGUGGAUCUGGCUGGUUCAGAGAGAGUGUGGAAGUCCGGAGCAGAGGGCGAGAGACUAAAAGAAGCCCAGAAUAUCAACCGUUCACUGUUAGCUCUAGGAGAUGUGAUCCAGGCUCUGAAAGCUCACCAGACUCACAUACCCUUCAGAAACUCACGACUCACCUACCUACUGCAGGACUCACUGGGAAAAGGCAAUAAAACCGCCAUGGUUGUGCAGGUUUCUUCUCUCGAGAGUAACGUGGGAGAGACCCUGUGUUCGCUAAAAUUUGCCCAAAAGGUCUGCAAGGUGGAGCUGGGCCCUGCUGCACGGAAAAUUGAGACAGGAGGACAUAAUGAAACCAAAAGUUAACCAUCAAACGCUCUCCAGCUCCUGGCUUAGGCUUCCAAACCUAUUUAAGGGCUACAAGUCUGGAAGCUUCAAUGGUGCCACAUUAAAGCAAUGAGAACAGACAUGGUGUCAUGAUGGAGUUCCUACUUCCUCCUUCCAGCAUUGGGUUAUCGAUCUCCAUCAGCUGAUGUGCAUGUAAAAAUCUCACGAAUACAGAGCACCACCCGUAUACCGACAAGUUCUUCCUCAUAUGUUUAUAGAUACAUGUAGCAAUCAUAGAAAUAUUUUGCAGGGAGAUUUGUUUGGAAGUGUCAGAGGAUCUUGCAACACACCACGGUAUCUUAAAUCUUCUCGUUUCUAGCGUUAUUUACGCAAAGAACAUUGAAAUUAUUUUGUGGAAUAUAAAUGUAUAGUCUAGAAACUACUGGCCACAUGAUGUUUAUUUGUUUGUAUGUGGUCAGGCUGGACUACCACGAUUAUGUAAUCUGUCCUUCUGUACGUUAUUACAUUGAAUUUAGUCAAAAUGCAUCUUACUUAUAUGUACCGUACCAUUUACAAGUGUUUGCAGGAAUGUUAUUUAUUUGAGGGUGGAGGUUUUUAGAUCUAUGGUAAUUGCAUUCUUGAAAGAGGAUGAACCCAAUAAGUGAACCUACCCUUCACCUAAAGUUCACAUGGAAGUACUACAUAACAUUAAGUGCAGUAUCUCCUCCUAGUGGUCUCAUUGUUUAGUUUUGGUGUAAAUAAGAGUUAGUGUGCAGGACACCUUUAAACGUAUUACUCUUAAACCAUGUAAAUUUUCAUUAUUAUUAUUAUAGAUAUAUUACCAAGAAACCAAAACAAUAUUAUCAAUAUAUUUUAAUGAAUUACAUUUAAUUAUAGACUUUAGUGUAUUAAGUCUGUUUAGGAUAAUGUGAAAGGUGUUUUUGUUCUUUGGCAUCUUUGUUGUAGUCAUGUAGGAGGUAAGAAAUGCACUUUAUUGUCAAAGACCAUGUGCUUUCAAUGCAAAACUAUCUGCUUCAUAUACCUAGGCCUGUUGUUUGUUUCCGAAAUUAACUUUUCGCAUUGGCAGAUUUUAUCCAAAGUGACUUACAGUGCAUUCAAGCUAUACAUUUAAUCAGUAUGUAUGUUUCCCAGGAAUCAAACCCAUAGUCUUUGUGCUGCUAACACUGCACUCUACCAGUUCUUACACAGACAGCAGACGACUCUGGGCCGGAUCCGCACCGAAGUCAACAGCUCGGGUGUGAAUCCGCCCAGAUUCGUCUGCUAUCUGGGUAGCUACAGAAACAGUUAGUUGUGCCUACUUGUUAGACCUACUUUUGGCCAAAAACACAUUUAGGCCUGGUUUCACAGACAAGGCUUAGCUAAAGCCAUGACUAGGCCUUAGUUAAUAUAAGCAUUUUUUAUAAACAUACCCAAGAAAAAUACAUUAAUAGUGUGUACAUUAAGUCAAUGGCACUGGCAUAUUUUAAGAGCUGUAUGUGCAGGUUAUUUUCAGUUGAGAUUGCUUGUAUAUGUAUUGUAGUCUAGGACUUGCCUUAAGCCUCGUCUGUGAAACCAGGGAAUAAAGCUCUUUUAAAGAUUAGUGUGCCAGUAUUUAAAGGGACAUUCCAAUUUUUUGAAAAUAUGCUAAUUUUCCAGCUCCCCUAGAGUUAAACAUUUCGCACUGCCCGAAAAUAGUCCCCUUGGUUCCUUUCGAUGGCAGGGGACUAUUUUCGGGCAGUGCGAAAUAUCACUACGCCUGCUGCAGCCAUGUUACAUCAGCAAAGUCCUUGAUUAUUACACCAGAAUGAGAGUAUAGUUCCUGGCCAUAUCUGCCUAGAAAAUCACAACUUUUUAUUUUCUGUCGGUCUUAGUGCACGAUGUAACUACAGAAGAGUCAAGUUUUAAAUAGGAAAUAUAUUGAAACUCUUUGGUUAUUAUUUAGCGCGAUGCUAAUGGUCUAAUCAGAUUCAAUGGAUUGUGCUAAGCUAUGCUAAAAGUGCUAGCACCAGACCCGGAGAUCAGCUCAAUGGAUUCAAAAACGGUAAGAAUAAAAUGUUUAACUCUAGGGGAGCUGGAAAAUUAGCAUAUUUUCAAAAAAAGUGGAAUGUCUUUUAAAACAUUACCUAAUUGAGAUCUACAGUAACUCCCCUUUGGGCAAAUCCAUGUAUGUACUUUCAGUAAAUACAUUUGUGGUCGAUUUGAAUAAACCAUCCAAAAGAUACAAGUACUGUUUAUUACCGUGUUGUUUCGUUACUGCAUUGUCCCCGAUUUUAAAAUCUCUCAUUUAAUUCAUAUACAAUUUAAGAUGGAGUGCACGAUAUCUAAAAUCACUUUGGAAAAGAGAGUCGGGCCGACUACCA